AUGCCCAAGGCAACCUCGCAUGGUUGCGACUCGGAGUCUGCGUCGCCAAACUCGUCGCCUUUAAAGACACCCAAGCGUCAAACAAAGAAGAAGGCCAAACUAAUUACAGAUGAAGCUUCUUGGCCUUGUUCCAAUAUCCCAGAAGGGCGAACAAUAAAUAAGACUCGGGCUCGUAAAGAAUACAAGCUCAGUGACAAAGAUAUCAGGGAUCUCCCAUACGUCCGAGUCGAGGACGAAAACUUCCAUGGCGGAAACUACCGUAAACCCAUGAUGCUCUAUCAGGAGAGAGACAUAGAGCUGACAGCCUGGAGGAAAUACGGUGGACCAGUGGGGUUCCAAGCACACCUACAGGAAAGGCACGCCGAGUGGCUCUCGAAGGGGCGCAAGGGUGUGUGGCAUGAACCGACAAAGUAUGGACUCUCCGUGCAAUUGAUUACCCAGCCACCUGCGGGCGUUCCGGUCGACACAUGGGCCGUAACUCCAGAACUCGUACGAAAAAGGGACUAUCUGAAGGCAAACGGACGACUCUGGGUAUGGGAUGCAUACAAUAAGGCUCUCGACAAUGCCUUGGGACGGGGUGAGGCGGUCCGUUUGGGGUGCAGCGUGCCACACCAGAAGCUUCGUGAAGCUGCGCUCUGCGAUCUCAAUCAAUCCAAGAAAUAUCCGCCUCGUCCAUCUCUGGAACAGCUUGCUUCAACCUCUUUUGAUAGCCUGCGCGAGGUUCUUAAAGAUGCACCCGUACCCAAGGGACCGUAUGUUGAGGUGGAUGGUCUAGACUGGCAUGACCAUGAAGAUGGUGAGACGAGUAUCUACUGGGCUGAAGGAUACCUCAAUCGACUAUUCACGGCUCUCAAUGCCGUCAUCGACGAACAUGGGUCAGGAGAAAACGGUUGGAAGAGUGCCCGUUGGAUGGUGUAUGAUACAUACUCCCAAUCAUUUGCUGGAAUUUAUUAUCAUGAUGUCAAGAUGGAAGUUGUAGAUGAUGCAUAUGAAUGGCUUUGUGGCCGGCUUAUCCACUCUGAAAACUUUGCCAUCACCACAAGAAUGGAUGAAUGCUCAGAACUUGGAAAGCGGUAUAAUGAGAUGUUGCCUAGGCUCUCUCCCGGGGAAUAGCUGUACAAUUAGUGCUAGCUACAUAAAGAUCUGUACAAAAUACUUGUAAGAUAAGGUGUAU
This is a messenger RNA of Laccaria bicolor S238N-H82, 1174 nucleotides long. RefSeq lists its product as uncharacterized. NCBI's taxonomy places the organism in Eukaryota, Fungi, Basidiomycota, Agaricomycetes, Agaricales, Hydnangiaceae. The transcript has 5 exons. The record is from RefSeq and is a predicted model, not a curated record. Bases 1 to 1113 code for a protein of 370 amino acids.